GCGGACCCGCGGGCGGAUGUGACGUCACCUCCGCGUGACGUCCGCGGGCGGGCUUCCGGGUCGUCUCGGGAACCUACCUGUGGUCCGUAUGGAAGCAAAGACUCUUGGGAUUGCAACACCAAGAAAACCUGUCUUAUCUGUCAGUGCGAGAAAACUUAAGGACAAUGCAGCUGACUGGCAUAACUUAAUCCUGAAAUGGGACAGCCUCAGUGACAAGGGUUUUACCACGGCGAGCAGUAUUGCCAAUCUGAAAGUCAGCUUGUUGGGUAAAGAGAAGGUUGAACUAGAGAGCAGCAGCCCAGCUUCCAUUGAAGAGGAAGGAAAGACAAACCUGGACUAUGAUAAGGGACUUGAAGCUCUGUGUGAGGAGCUGCAGGCCAUCUUGGACGGCUUGACUAAAGUACAAAUGAAAAUGGAAAAGUUGUCUUCAACCACCAAGGGAAUUUGUGAACUAGAGAAUUACCACUACAGGGAAGAAAGCAGCCGGCCCCUGCUGUUCCACACAUGGCCCACAGCCUUCUUCUAUGAGGUCUCCCACCAGCUCUCCGAAGCAUACAAAAAGGAGCUCCUUUUGAAACACACCAUUGGCGCAGAGCUGGCCCAUACUGCAGACCGCAACCUCAGCUUGACCUACCUGUCUAUGUGGCUGCACCAGCCCUACAUACAGAGUGAUAGCAAGCUACAGCUGGAGAGCAUGCUGCUUGAAACAGGGCACCGGGCCCUGUGACUCCCUGGCCACCUUGCCUGUGACCACAGUCCAGAGUUCCAGACCACUAGCUGGACAGUCAGUCACUUGGGUGGACCCUGUUGUGCCUAAAAGGCCAGGUCCUUAUAAGGCCCUGGGAUCACUCUCCCUGCUGCUGCAGCCUCUCCAGACACACAGGCACUGCUGGGCUGUCCUCCUGUUGCUUCCCAGGGAUCAUGAGGCUCCACUGAGUGACAGAGACAAGAACAGCUGAAAGACCAAGUUUUAUAAACCAAUGGACUUUACUGUUAACAUCUGUGGAGACAACCUGAGUUUCUUAUUUCUACUUUGUACCUAUCUAUAUUUUUGUUUGUUUUGUGGUGCUGGAAAUCAAAUCCAGACUUCACACAAGCUGAAUUUCAACCAAUGGCCCAUACUCCCAACCCUGUGCUUUGAAGAGAAUAUUUUAGUUCUGAAACUAUCCCAGAAUUACUAGAUGUUUAAAGUCUCUUAAGUAGGCACUGAGAUGGUUUAGCAUUUAGGAGCGCUUGUGGACUUCUGGCCUUCCCUGGCAGCCACACAUAUUUGUGUGCACGCGCGCACGCACACACACACCUUUAAAUUUUAUUUUUACUUAGGUAUUUGUAUAUAGGCCGCAUGCACAGAUGACCAAGGCAACUACAAAUGGGAGUGGGCUCCUUGGAGCUAGAGUUACAAGAGAUUGUCAGCCACCUGAUUUGAGUGUUAGAAACCAAACUCCAGUAACUGAUCUGGAAGAACAGUUCAUGCUCUUAACUGCUGAACCAUCUCACCUGUGGCUGGAGAUGCACACAUUUAAUAUAGUGUGUAAAUAUAUUAAUAUGUAUUGAAAUAUAUAUAUAUAUUUAAUCCUUGACUUAACGGAGUAUAGAGUUUAGUGUCACAGAAAUGAAAACCACCAACACAAAAUUGCUGUUUGCAUGAAAAGACAAGCCAGUAAAGAGACCAAUAAUUGCUG
Molecule: messenger RNA, 1682 nt
Organism: Mastomys coucha (southern multimammate mouse)
Lineage: Eukaryota; Metazoa; Chordata; Mammalia; Rodentia; Muridae
Gene: Cinp
Product: cyclin dependent kinase 2 interacting protein
Exons: 5
Coding region: 89-727 (212 amino acids)
Source: RefSeq, a predicted model, not a curated record